AUGGACGACGGGGCUCACCCAGGCUCAACUGUCAUCGACUACGCCCUCAAGCACCAAUGUUUCCGCCGUCACAGAGAUGCCCCGUACCGAUUCCAGGAUCAGCUUUCCCAACUUCGAACAACUCUUCACCCAGUAGAAUCCGACGGACUAGUUCACCAGCCAGGCAUCAUAGAUGUCCCUCUUCCUCGUCCCAACAUUCAACUACAACCGCCUUCCGAGGGCGAGGCAUACUCGUUGCCGGUAGAUCCAUUCGUACCAAGUACGGCAUUAUUCCCAUUUUUGGGACAAACGAAGCAGUUACGACUACCAUCUGAAGCUCUAGACACAGGAGACAAUCCAGAGAAGGAUCUCCAACAAUACUUGACUGACAUAUAUAACAAGAGUUUCUGCGAUAUCUUGAGCGAGUGGCUCCCAUUGAGCCAUGUCAAUAUUGAUAACGAUGAAGCACUUGAUUUCCCGUCUACUAUGAUGCGAUGGAAGUUGUUGGCGGAUCGUGAACUAGAGCUUGAAGCUAUUUCAGGUUCUGAAGAAACGCAGAGAAUCCUACACGAGGAAGAAGUCUCAAACCAGGCAGAAUGUUACGGCGAAUUGUUUGCGCUGCGCAAGCAGCCGAAAACCUACCCUGAGCCACUGUCCGUCCCACUCUCCCCAGCCUCUCCCCUGGACGAGCCCUUUGAGCCAAAUUCGGACGUUUUGAUCAUCGAUCUCACUUCGGAACCGAGAAGCCCCAUUGAUCCAGCCGUCGAGAAACUACAACAGGACUUACACGAUGGCUGUUUGGACUCGGAGCCGGCAGCUCCAUCGACCAUGCCCAGUUCUCCCCCGGCACCUCGAGCCAUCUUCCUCGGCAAUACAGAAGACAGGGCAUCGAAUUACAAACUUGAUGUGCCUCUAAUGCAAUCCAGUCCCAGGGGUGGUCAAGAGCUGCAGCAUCACGGCGAUAUCUUUGCGCUUCACGGGAUAGAUAUUGGGAACACAGUUCAGCCUCCAGAGGAGCCUCAAGGGUUCUUCGACGAGGGAAUGUCAGCUAUUCUGGCAGGUUAUCAUGCCCAGACAACGCAGAUGCUGGAGAACGAACGCCCAAAUCCAGCGGACUCGCUUCUGAGGAUGCCUGUUCCGGCCCUCGACUUUCACAUACCUGACCCGGACUGGAGUGUGCAGUUGUCAACCCCCGAAGAUCACUUCCGGUGGCUACGGGAGAACCUCAGGUCUGCCUUUCAGCUGGAUUCUUCAAUCCAGCCGGCUGGCUUGAGUGCUUCACUGAAAUGGACGCCGGUACCCCAUGGAAGCGGCCAAAUUUCACUAAACGAGGAGAUGGAGCAGCUUUGGCCGGCCAGUCGACAAUUUUUAAUGUUGGAAGUACCUCGUCUUAGUAGCCGCGACUAUAUCGACAAAGCAUCUGGGUUGAAGAUCCUCCAAGUCUUGGAGGAUGAGGAGAUGGAAGCUGAAGCCCCGCCUCCUGAAGCUCCGCCUCCUGAAGCACCGACUGUAGCUGUAUCUCAAGCAACUGCUACCCAUGGCCCGCGCCCCAACUUGCCCGAUACGCCGCGUUGUACGCCCUCGCUGGAUGACUUGUUGAAAUCCAGAUACCAACAAGGUCGCCAGACUUUAAGGAGGAAAGCUGGGGAAGAGUCAACCAACCUCCUCUUGGGUUCUAGUGACCCUAGCGCGACCAGUAACUUGUUAUCCAGCUUCAUGGAGCUUCGUCAUGCAAAGAAGCCAAAAACAACACACAAUACUACCCAGUCUUCUCGGCAGCCUGUUCAGCUAUCAACGCAACGGCCCCUUUCGGCCCCAUCGCCGUCUCAGCUUCCAGCAAACGAAACCACUGUGGAAGAGCAAGCCCCAGAAUCUGGCAACCAUGGAAUGAGGGAUGCACCGACCCCAGAAUUCCAUGUUCCUACUGAUACUUGCCGCUUUAUUGUUUCCUCAAGUUUGAGUCGGAAUGUCCUUUCACAACUGGACAAGUCAUGGCCGCAACUUGAGCUCGUGGAUAGGGAUUUCUCUCAGUACAACACAGUUGUCUGGUCCUCUGGCUCCGCCCAGCGGAAGGAGGUCAUUUCCCGACUAUCCUUCGAAGCUGAUGUUUCUCUUUGUCCAUCAGCCGGCAUAAUCGUCACGACGAUGCUGAAAGUCCGGCAAAAACCUCUCCCCGGAUCAACUGCUCUGUCGCCGCUUCGCGAACGAGUGCAGAUUGUGAGCACCAAGUACGAAUAUCUCUUCAUCCUCGCUUCAGAGUCAAACCCAAUGGGGGAAUACGUUGGUUCACCAAGCGCGUCUGACAUAUUGGCCUAUGCCGAUUUCGUGGGUUUCACGGCGAGUCUCCAGAGAGGCAUCACGACAUACCUGGUCCCGGGUGCAGAAUGCACCCUUUCGAAGUGGGUAUUGUCGCUGAUGUGCCGCUAUUCUCCGCAAGCGAAGCAACUUGGAAAAGCUCUUGACUUCCACGACACAACUUGGGAGCUGUUCCUCCGUCGGGCAGGCCUCAACAUUAACGCAGCACAAGUCAUCUCAGAAGCUCUAGUCUCAGAGUAUGACAACCUGGGGCUCGCCAACUUUUUGACUAUGACUACAGAAGAACUAGUCUCAAAAUUUGGUCCGAUUAUGGGAGGUGAGAGAGUGUUGAGGAAUGUGUCCCGAGGCUUGCACCAGCUAUGGUUGUAA
Messenger RNA from Fusarium falciforme, 2664 nucleotides. RefSeq lists its product as hypothetical. The transcript has 2 exons. Lineage: Eukaryota; Fungi; Ascomycota; Sordariomycetes; Hypocreales; Nectriaceae. The record is from RefSeq and is a predicted model, not a curated record. The coding region runs from base 1 to 2664 and encodes 887 amino acids.